UGAACAUUGAAGACAUUACGAGCUAAUAAAUUUCUAUCUUUGAUGAGCGAAGAAUCUUUGAAUUACUGUGAAAGAGCGAGAGAGAACUGAACCCACUUGUUCUGCCCUCCUCCCUAUGCCUCUUCAAUCACUCAUCCUUUUUCCCACGUGCCACACGAGUAUCGUAGGAGUUUUGUGAUCAUUUUUUAUUCGAUUGUAUGUAGUAUCCUGCUGUUUAUUUUUCUGCGCAACAAUGUCAUCUUCCUUGAGUUUUCAGAGUUGAAGCAUCUUCCCCACUCCUAAAACUUUCACCCACCCUUGUCUAUUGAAGAAACAAAUGAAAUUGUAGCUGGUGUUUUUGCCUAAAGAAAAGGCCACAAUGUAGGCAAAAUGAAUCUUCAUUUCGAGUCUCAAGAAUUUGCAUCUAUUGAGUACUUGUUGAAGGGAAGAGCCUCCCUCAUUUAGAACAAAGGGAGUUGUUUACUUCAAGAGGUAGCAGCUAGAGUUGUAAGAGACGACAAGAUGCCGUCGGCAGAUGAGGGGGCCGUGGCGCCCGGCCUCGGUAAUUUCAAGGGCGUCAUGCUCUGUAACCGCCCAGACCUUGCCGCGACGAAAACAAAGUUAAGGCUAGACCUUUCCUGCUGCAUCCUUCUAGUAGAAGAGGCUUAUCUGCUCAACAUGCAUUUUUCAAAGUGGAAGAACCAGAUCAGCAGGUGUCAUGAUGAGCUCUCCUGUACAACUAGGAUGCGACGGAGAAGUCGUUCCAUAGUUACACAAGUUAGUAGUUCUUGUUUAUCUUUUGGGCUGCUCAGACAGUUGUGUUAAAGAUGCCACUAACGUAUUGAUAUUCCAGAGUAGUUUAUAGCACGCAUGGUGCAUGGAGUAGCAUGGAGUGCAUGGAGCGCAGAGCUUUAAGGGGCGCAAGAGGCUCCCCUUUUAGCUCCAUGCUACUCCAUGUGAUCCAUGCACUCCAUGCCAUGCGAGCUGUGAAACCUUAUAAAUUGCUCUGAAUUUUUAUUCCUUCGUGGUCUUCUUCCCCUCACCAUACUCUAAUGCCAGAUCCGACAGAGCUCCCACCUUUCUACUCGCAUACACAUCCUGGGAGCCUCGAGCCCAUGGGGAUGCUGCAUCCAACAGACAUGGAUCCUCGAAAAGCGAAAGUGGAAGCCCCCGUCGCCAUGGUCAAACAUAGAAAGUGGCUUGCGCACUUGGCGGUAGGAAUUUAUCAAUGUGAAUAGGAUUUUUUUUAGGGGAUACAUUCAUUCACUUUGUAGUAGUCCUCCAUGAAGAAAUGAGUAUGAUACUUAUUUACCAGGAUCCUUGGGGCGCUCUGCCCGCCCGUCUCGCUACACCUCGCGUGCAAGAGGCGGAAAGGCAUCCUAUCCUAUCCUCUCAACAUGUCGACGCGCGUAAGUAUGACUCAAAUCAAAUGUAAAACAGGUUUAGGUUUUUCUUUGAAGAAUCUUUUUUGUGCUCAAUCCGUAAAAAACAGGAGGAGCUGAAAGUGUCGAAAGCGGAUCUUGCGACUAAGGAUAAGAAGGAAGAGGCAAAAUUCUAUGAGAAUCGUGAACGAUGUGCUGACCAAAGGGCUGCUGUCCGGGAAGCGUUAAGAAAUGCGGAAGACACGCAGCAGAGCAAAAAUGAUCCGGGUUUAAUCAUCGGAUUAAGAGACGCCAUUGCGGUGUCAGAAAAACCUAGAAGUCUGAGUCCCAUGAAAAAAACAGAGAAAAAGGCCGACACUGCAACAAGCCCGACAUCGAAAAGUGCACCUGUCAAAGUUAAGGCCUUGGCUUGUAGAUUUACUUCACUGAGUAUUUGAAUUUACUUGGGUUUUUGUCUCUAAAAUGGUUCCUUUUCUGCCUGUCGAACACACACAUGUGCUGUAGAACCACAGCUCUAAUAAAGAGGGCGAUCACGAAGCGACCGCAAUGACUACUGGUUCAACGGUGAUGGCGAAAGCAGCAUCGGACGUCGCUACAUCCACUGUCAGUGCUGGCAAGAAGAAUUAUGACAGAAAAAAGUAGAUCAUCUUCAGCUUACAUGUCUCAUAAUUCUGAGUUAUCGUCAGGGAAAUCUUAGGCAGAUAGCCGAGUCGAUUCGUAUCAUCAUCGUGAACUACAAAAAGGUUCGCCUUGUUCCAACAAGGGCACGAAGUUGCUCGCUGGGAAAUUCAAUGACUGCAGGUUCCAACAAGGCUUUUGAUUGUAAAAAUCGAUCUAUUUCUUGUUUCAUGAACAGCCAGGCAAGAGUUCGCUGAAGAAGAGCAAGAAGCCUCUGUGGGCGAUGUCGGAGGCGGAGAAGGAGCAAAGCGAGGAAAAGGAGCUAGCGGAAUUAGUAGACUUUGCCCACAACCUGAACUUUGAGGAGUACGUCGAGGAUUUGGAGUUCCGACAGGCCUUGAGCGUUCUCAAGGGACGGGCGCACGAUCUGAUUGCCCGCACCGAAGCCAAGUUUAAGCGAGAAAUGGCGGAGAAGAAGGAGGACUUGAUCACGGAAGUGACCGCAGAGAACCUGAGCGAACUCGAGGACAGGUCAGGAGGAAACAAGGUAAAAGUAGACGUGGUUAGCGGCGUCUCGCAAAGCGUCAGUCAGCGUGGAGCGAGACCUUUACCGGCAGAAGAAGACGAAGCUAGCAGUUAUGAGCAGCUUGGUUCUUGUCAUGUUGAUAAAUUAUACAUAGUAGGUUCGGGGGCUUUAUACUAGCAGGUUUCAUGGUGCUGACAAGCUCCAGUGUUUCCGAAAGCAAGCCACUAACACUGGAGAGAGCUACAACAGAACCUCAAUAGAACCUCCAUGAUACACUUCAUCACCACUUUCAAUGACGCUCAAGGCACUAAUAAGAUCAUUAACCGGCUCAUAUCCCUCGUCCUAUUUUUUCCUUCACUCUUCCACCCUUUUUCUCAUCUCCCGCUCUCUAAUCCAUCUACUAUUCAACGGAGAAGAGUUCAGAGGAAACAGCUAGCAGCGUGUCAAGUUUGAGCAGCUAUCACGAGUUGCGGCGAAAGAAGGCAGAGCUCAUCAAGCAAGCACAAGAGCUAGAAGCUGCGGAGCGUGAACUUGCCGCACAUGACAAUUAUGAGAAACAUUUCAUCCUGUAAAAAAUUUCGAAGUCAUGAAAGAACACAAAGCUCCUGUAUAACGGAAUUGCUGCUAUUAGUAUAGGAAUUGCUAUGUCCUCUUCGUUAAGAAUGAAUCUUCAAGCCUGCUACCCAAAGACUUCUGAUUCCCUGCUUCUACCCGUAUCGAUCCCACCCGUACCGAUCCCAAAGAAGACGAGGAAUCCAUUUUCAUAUUUUAGACGACGAUGCCGUUUCCGCAGUUUCUUCUUCGCGUGAACAGGCGAAGGCCAUUUUGAAGAAGGAGCCUGAAAUCCGAGCUGUGCACAGUAAGGAAUCGCUAGCGCGCAUCCUGGAGAAAGCAGAGGCACUGGCGAAGGGAUUAGAGGAGAUGUCAAAGAUGCCAGCGAAUCGACAACCUCUGAUUGUGGUAAGCGACGACCACCACCCAGUCGGGAAGGACCUCCUAGACCCGAAGUCCUUAGCUUAUCUAUAUCGCAGUCCAGCGAUCUAGAUUGGAGGAGGAAGUAGUACUUUGGUUUACUUAUAUGAGGAUCUUCAUCUAAGUUAUCACCUCUUUAAGUGAGUGCUAGGAAUUAGUACUCUGGGUUCUUGAAGAUGGUAUUCUCAGUCGCUCUGGGUUCGACUUCGUUGUUGAAGAUAACACAAAUAGGAUGAAGAUUCGCUAAUUUAGGAUUAGACGCUUUUGACGAGAACAUCAACAUGGCUUAGUAUGUGAUUGAAUUUCUCUGCUCUGCACGAUUCAAGACGUUGUCGUCUCGGCACGUGCUUGACAAAAUUAACAUCUCUAUCUAGAGCAACUCAGCUCCUAGAUACGAGGUAAGAACUACACUUCUGUCUAGUAUUCCUAGUAUGAUUCUAGUCUGAAUCAUUGUUGAAAUUAGGUAGAUGAAGACAUUUUGGUACUACAGAAACGCCACGUGAAGAUUUUUCGCAGAUGUCGUGGCUCUGCAGUUUUCUCGAUUCACAUAGCAUGUUGAAAAGCUUCUUACACGCAAAAACAGUAUAUUUUCGCAGUCAAUACUAGCUAGAACUACCACAUAAUGUGCUUGCGAUAUAAGCGAUUUCAUUGCGAAAGCGAAUGGGAGGAUGAUACUCAAAUCUUGAGACUCGAGUUUAUCAAUUUUAUGGAUUUACAGAUGUAGCAGCUUCUUAAAAAUCUUACGAUAUUGGUUUCUGUUUCUUACAUGUUGCAGAGGGUGUGGAUCGGUGACAGAUGGUACGUCUUCUUUUUAGGUACUAGAUCACGACGUCAUGAAGAGAACUGAGAAAAAAAAGAGAUGAAGAUCGAUCCUUGGAUUCCGAUGUGGUGCCAGUGAAAAUUGUACAGCCAUCGUUGAAACGUGGCUAGAUGCGUGGCUGCGUUGGAGACUCAUGAAUGAAUGAAUGUGGAUGGGGUGUGCCAUCAAUGCAGCCUUCACAGAUGCGGCAACGAAACG
Amoebophrya sp. A25 is the source of this 4495-nucleotide messenger RNA. The record is from the annotation of a GenBank genome assembly. NCBI's taxonomy places the organism in Eukaryota, Dinophyceae, Syndiniales, Amoebophryaceae.